Messenger RNA from Geodia barretti, 847 nucleotides. The record is from the annotation of a GenBank genome assembly. Lineage: Eukaryota; Metazoa; Porifera; Demospongiae; Tetractinellida; Geodiidae.
GUGUGCAUUUCUAAUAAUUAUGAUUGCUUAGCCAUUAGAAUCUUUUGUACAUCUCUCAUUUUCACCCUGAUAGAGCUACAGUUAUUACCUGACUUGGUGAUAUUAUAUCAUUUUCUCAGGAGUUCCGAGAGCUGUGGUCGUUCCUGGAUGUGGUGGUGGAUGGAGGAGUCAUCUCUCAUGGAGGAAGAGGGGGAGAAGAGGAGGCCAGUAGACUGGGCUCUACUGUAGUGGACCUCAGUCACACCGGAUCAUUCUCCAUCAUCAGACAUGGAAUGCAUUACCAGCAGACUGUGAAGUUACUCAGAGAUGAAUAUCACUUGAAAGAAAUUGUCAUUUGAUCAUCAUUUCGUUUUAUUUAUCUCCCUCAAUCACUAAACUGGUGGAAAUUCCUGUAAUUUUGCAACUCUCUAAUUGAAUUCAUUCUCAUCAGUGAUAGAUAUCUGCCGCUAUAUAGCCAAAUUAGGAAGAAGUGGGUGGGAAAGGAAGAAUGUAUCAUGAAUACUCUUUAGACACCGACUCCCGCCACCGACUCGCUCCGCCAGGGUGAGACUCUUACUUGGUCGUGGCUAACACCGACAGAAUUACUGUCGUCUGAAGAUAUAUCUACAAGCAUUAAUUCAUGGAAAGGAGACGAAAAGUGUGGAAUUCACUGAAAAUUAUAUAAACUGCACGGAUCGAUGGAAAGGGAUUUUCGCAGGAACUGGAGGGAUUUUCAUCCACCAAUUGGGUCUGCUCUCAUGAUAGAUAAAUGACAGCACAGUCAUAAUCAUUGAAUUGAAUUUAGCAUUUGUGGAAUUUUGUUAUUGCGUUUGGUUAUAGGAUGACCGCAAUAAUGUAAAAACCCUAA